AUGUCUAGUGCGGAAGAAAGUGACAAGACUGGAUCUGUGAACCGCGAGCCGCAGAUAUCUUCUGAAAUAGUUGUCAAGUUCAGACCCCAUGUCACCCUGACCGAGGCAAAGAAUAUGGUAUUUGUCGAGGAUAAUACAAGAACAGUCCCAGUACCAAAAGUAUUUGCCUACUACACUCACGGGCCAUUUGAUCGAGAUGCGGAUGACUAUGGGAGUCUCUAUGAUACAUAUAUCUUCAUGAGCUUCAUAGAGGGUCAGAGCCUCGACAGGGUGUGGGAGACAUAUGACAGUAUCACGAAAGCCCAAAUUUCCACCCAACUCAAGGACUAUAUCGGCGAGCUUCGCCAGAUCGGGAAUGGCAAUGGGAGCUAUUAUAUUGGAUCGGUUGGUCCUGGGCCUGUUACAGAUCCAAUCUUGGAGAACUAUGACAACAAGGGGCCAUUCACUUCAGAAGAUGAAUUCAACAAUACCCUUGUCAAAGCAUAUCAAGCACAGGCACCUAAACGUCAUAUUAAGAAUCUCCUGUCUGGGAUGCUUUCCCAGAGGAAACACCGUACGGUCUUUACUCAUGGAGACCUACGUCUCGCUAAUAUC
This is a messenger RNA of Aspergillus niger, 594 nucleotides long. RefSeq lists its product as uncharacterized. The transcript is spliced from 3 exons. Lineage: Eukaryota; Fungi; Ascomycota; Eurotiomycetes; Eurotiales; Aspergillaceae. The record is from RefSeq and is a predicted model, not a curated record. The annotation marks the transcript as partial.